AUCGUCACCAUUGGUGUCUGGUUUCUCGGUGCCAUCACCACCGUUACGGUAGACAUGGGCGGUAUCCGGCAGCAGCGCCAUGGCGGAUGUUCGCGCUCCUCCGCGCGUCGAUUGGAUUGGGAAAGCCAUCGUCUAUGUGCAUUCAGGCCCCACAACACACCCAAUGUUGCUACUAUUACUAUUAGUGUUGGAGAGGCUUAAUGGGGCGUCGCAACCAAACAAAAAAACCUCCCAUGUGGAUGAGGUCACCGUUUCGUGCACGAUUCAUGGGACCUCAACGGAGACGGUAUGUUGCCAGCUGUCGGCAUACAAACGCUUCCGGCAUAAAGACGCCGAAGUUCAUGGUGCAUUUUACCGAUCAGAGUACACAAACAAAUUGUGGCCAAAUCCGACCGCUGAAUUGUGGUCAUAUGGGGUAAAAAUAUAUCGGGGUGAUCGUGCGGAACAACAUGAUCUCCGGAGAGCUUUGUUGUGAUGGCAUUUAUAUUGAUCAUACCUCCCCUGAAGCGACCGUAUCGAUCGCUGGAGCGAAGCGGCCAAAAUUAUCCCCAGAGAAAGACCCAACAUAACUGAACUGAACCAAGCGGAAUGGAAGGUCAGCAUCGAAUAACUGGCUUUUUAUCGAUUAAUUUGUGUCGUUCCAGCCUUUCUACACUAUUUGCUUCAGUCGUUGGCUUCUCACCAACAUCGCGUGGACCACACUGGAGAGCGCGAUUCUCAUUGUGUGAAAUGGAUGAAAAUCACCGUCAGAGCCCGUUCCGGAUCGUGUCCGUCUUGUUGUCAUCGUUCCGGAAAUAGCUUUUUUUUUACCUCAAAUUGGCACAGCAAAUUGGUCUGCCAUUGGUGCUUUCUGAUCUGACCCCUCCACACCUGGGAUCAGAUGAUGGUAACCUUUUUCUUGAAAGGAUUUAAUUGCUUUCGCAUCGACUCUGACUGGUUACUCGGCAGGGUCCACAUGAUGCCGAGGUAUGUCGGAGUGUAAUCGUUGCGCGCUUGCACAAACGUCGUUUGACCUACUCGUUCUUACAGGAAAAAAAGACAUUUGCAACACUUUAACGUGACAUACGUUGUGUGGCUGUUUUGUAUUUUCCAGCCUUUUCACUUAUCUUACCGACCAGCCGGUCUCCCAGCGUUAUCGCAUCAGAUGGGACGGUGCCAAGUGGGACAAUGUACUGUGUACACGUUGUAGGGGAAGGUUGUGUUGCUGAUUCGAUGAACCAGAACCCAGAAUGCAAUCAUUGGAAGCACACAGCACAUGGAGACUAUUUGCUGGUUUGCAUGGAGUUGUGUUAAAGCUUAUUGCUUGGCUACGCUGCUUGCACAAAGACCGAAAGCCAUCCCGAUGGGCCUCGAUGAACACCACGAACAGGAUUGGCAGAAGCCCAGCACAGGAGAAUUUCAUUUUAAUUUAUCCCGUUUACGUAAUCUAGAAUUAUUGCAAAGCGAUGCGAAUGUUUUAUUGAUAUUGUCAAACGAGGCGCAAAACAACCGCUCAAAUUCUGCAGAACACUCGGGAGCUUGAGUAGGAGAGCAUGCUACGGUUCAACACAGAUUGAAUUUAUGGUUUAGCUGCCAUUCACGCAGAGCGGUAUGCAUGCAAGCAUUGAACCGUAUGUAUAGAUAGGUUACAGACAGAGAGGUCUCAAGCACCAGCACCAUAGCAGCAGAUAAGUGCAGGGAACCGAAGAAGCCUAAAAAUAACCAAACAUCGACUUCGAUCGUUCGGCUAUUCUACCAUUUACUACCAUCAGUGUGUAGUUCCCGCAAUAAUGGAAGCAAACUCACCAACCGACACGAAAAGGCAUUCUUUACGGAGCAGUUCUUGCUCUACUAGCCGAUACCACGGUUUCGCUGGCGCUUGUCUAGGCGAAUCUAGUGUCGCGAGUCCCCAAGGGCGCUAUUCGUUGCACAAUGCCUAAAAAAGAUGAAACAAAGUCGGUUUUAUUUCAUCGUUUCUGUUUUACUGGUCAGCUGGUACAGGUUACACCGGCACGACGGGAGGUGUAUGGGAUGGUAGUGCCAUAUUUUGCCCCAAAAGCUGCUCGUUUUGCUGAGAAGUGAUUUUCAUUUUCUCUUACUUUUCCGUCUCUCCAAGUACUUCCUGCUGUGGUGGAUUCCUCGGGACCUAAUAACGUGUGUCUGCGGUGCCUGUUCAGUGUUUUCCCAUAAGAAGCCAACUAACCCCUCUGUCCAAGCAGUACGGUUGUUCAAAUCUGUACAACAUUUUUCAACAAAUUGUUUGUUUAUUAACUUUAUAGGCCUUAGGCAGCACAGCGGAAUGAUGAUAGUUUAGUUUUUGUCAUGAACUUUCCUUUGUGGUUCCCAUCACAGGAGUCAAGAAACUAAAUGGCCCUACAGCAUCACGCAUUACACUUCGUCUGGGAGUCUUUUCCACGCCAAGACGCCGGCAUGCAACAUGAUGGAACGAGCACGAGAUGGUCGGCUUCGUGUGUUCUCCAGAAGAUAAUCUCUUUUUCUUUGGAACAAGAACUAGCGCAUUAGAUCAUAUGCCUGCAGCAUAAAGUUAAAGGUGCAACGUUUUGCGAAAGCAAUGAUCAGUACAGUGUGUGCACGCGGUGUUUAGCUGAUGCGUGUGUGCGGACGGAAGUGCGAUCAAGAUCGAUCUGUGGUGCCGGGCGAUGAUCGUUAAGUGACACCGUCGACGCGACCUGAGCAUCGUUUUAUUUCUUCCAACGGACCCCUGCAUCCCUCGCCACUACCAUGGAUUCCAAUGACUCUUUCAGUGCGAACGAGUUGAUCCCUGAAAGCUGUCUUGAAACGGAAUGGGUUGAGGAAACAGAGGUGUUAGCCAUUCUAAAACAAUGGGAAUCGCGGGGCAACGCGGCUCUGAAUAAAGCUGCGGACACCAUCUGGAACAGUACCGGUGGUAACAGCCUCAACAACAGUGUCACCAACAUCAGUAGCAACAACAGCAGCAGCACCAGCAACAACAGGACCGUUAUCAACCUCUCACAUAUGAGCAACGAUAGCGGCAUCAGCCAGAAACAAGAACAUGCACUCUCGAACACAUUCCCUUUGGGCGAGAGCUUGCGUCAAGACGACAAGCUACAGCAAUUGUUUCCUGACGAUAUUGAUAACCGAACGCGUGACGCACUCCAAAGUAUGCACAGCUCGAGUCUCAAAUAUGACACUCGAACGUUCGUUAGACCCAGGAAGAAAUUGGAAUCCACUUGGCUGCAAAACAGCACUGCUUCCAGUGAGGCAGCAACUACAUCAUCUCCUGGUAUAACUCAACAUGAGCUGACGGCGAACGCGUCACCUCUGUUGAAUGUUCAGAUCGGUGGUCCGGUAACGCCAUCGUUGGUCAACUCGGCCACCGGCAGUCGACUAAUGAUGCAGCGCAGCUUGUUGAACGACGUGUCGCCACCAUGCUCAAUAAUGAACUCGAUGGAGUACUCGACCAAUGAGAAGUUCACCAACAGUUUGAUCACAAGCGGUGACUUUAGUAGCGUCGGUUGUUUGCUUAACGCAGCUGACGCCGAUCUUGUUAGCGUGACCACUGGUGGCACUGACGCCAAUUACAACGGUUACAGCUUGUACAAUGUGAUGGAGGAUCGGCAACGGUUGGAGAAUCUGUGCCUCGACGAAGAAAGCACGCUCACAAAGGAUUGCAACAUCUCCCGGACGGAUCUCAACGCGAUUGAAAGCGUAUCGGGUGUUAGCACGAUGCAAAACUCAUACGAGAGCGGAGGCACCGGAUCAGGAGCUGCGGGUAGUAGUCGCAUGGUUGGCCCGGGAAAACUUUCGUUCGACGACACUGAAUCGGCGCUGUUAAACGGUGGUCCGUCGUCUGCGAAUACUACGCUACUAUUAGGCGUUACAACACCAGCAGUUUCCAAUGAUGUCAGAAAGGCAAGCGAAACGUUCCAGUUGCCAGUAGUAGCUGAUGAUACGAUGGAAGAGCAUAUCGCGGGCCUUCUAAACGGUGGUACGUACGAUAAGCGGCGACCGAGGAACUUUAACACCUAUCGUAAACCAAGAGCGUCGAUCAAUCAAACGUUCGAGGAAUUGCCGAAUGUGGACAACAGAGGAGUGGAAGGAGAGCAAACUUCAAACGAUAUUCCAGGUCCAGUGAAGCACACAAUUAUGAACAGUACCUUUGGUAUCGUAGGUGAGGAACAGCUCGGUGGCGGUACUGGUGGUAGUGUGGCAUCCAAUGCAACCUUUCUGGCGAAACCGAAGGUGGACGAUGGUGAAAACGAUGGUCGAUUACUCGAUCUAACGUUGGAUACACCGGUUGCUCCCGAGUAUAAGAUGCCGUUUGGUCGUACGUUCAAGCGUCGUCCACGCGGACAGUUUUCGGCCACUGAAGAGGAACUGGAAACGGAAAUGAUUAAUCCCAUUCUACCAGUGGUGGUACCAUCAGAACAAGUGGCACAACAAACACCGAGUAAAGGGAUUCGACAGAACGCCAACGGUAGCCGAAUGUUGGUUCAAUCGACACCAUUCUACGGGUCAUCGCAGCGUGCUGUUGGAGGUUCGGAGAAUGAUCUGCUAGACUUCGAUGUUUCUCUGAUCACCCCAACUGAUCCGACGGCCGGCGAGCUGUUCCCACAAACCCCGGUUCGCACCGGAGAUUCUAAACGCAGUACCGUCGUUCGGAGAAGUCGUAACCUCGAGCAAGACCUGCAGAGUGAGGGAGAGGCGUGCGAGACGGACGAUUUCGAUGUGCAAAUACGCCGUACUCCGGGAACCACCAACGGUAAGAUAACUGAUCCGUCGAACUUUCUGGAUGCCGAGAAGCGUAUCUCGCUACAGCAUUUCGAGGAAUUUGAAAAAUCGAUUCUCGAAAGUGAACACAGUGGAGUUGAUUUUGACGAGAUGCUAAACUCGCUGACAGCGGACGUGCGUCGGUCGGAUGAAAGCGACAAGCUGCGCCAGUCGCUCGACAACAUCAAGAAACGUCACUCGCGAAUCAAUCUCGAGAAGCAGCAGCAAGAUGAGAUGAAGCGAAAGUUGCAUCAGUUGGAGACGGGUGAUGGAAGCCUGAACAUCUCCACAACUACACCGCUCGACAAUAAGCUAGCGGAUUCGAUGACCAAAAGCUCCGGCAUGUCAUCAUCGAGCGGAAGCGAAAGAUUGCUCAAUCGUAGAAGUAGAUACAACGAGGAUCUUAAUCUCAGUCAGCAUCUACAGCAGCCAGAGCAAAAGCAAUUAAAUUCGACAAUCACUUUGUCGAAUGGAGAAAAUGGUGGUGGUGAUGAUAGUCAUCGCGGGGGUGAGAUCGAUUCUGCAGCCGAAUCGGAUCGUGUCUCUACUGGAGCCGACGUAGAGACGUACGACCGCAAGAAUCGGGAUCGAUUUAAGACAAUACGCAUCAUCAAAAAGAGAGAGGAUGACCUAUCGGUAGCGGUACUGCCGGACGCUGAUCAGCCAUUGGAAUCUGAAGUCCCCGGUAGCCAUGAGUUCCUAAAAUCUUCCCCCAACAACAGUACCAGCAACAGUAGUGCCUUUAGUCGCGUGGAUCACAAUUCACAGAGAAUGGGAGCAGGAACGAGAAUAGGAGCAAGUAAUCAGCAAAUGAAGAAGACUGAUGCAACAGGGGCAGAGAUGAUAGAGGAGGCGGGACAGGAAGUAUUUAAAAAGCCACAGGCAAUCGUACAACCAGUGAUGCAGUCAACAGGCCGUACUGGUCUCUCGAAGCCACGCUAUUACACUGGCGUACCGAGCGGCAUUGGAGGAGGGACGAUUGGAACCCUGCGCAAGGAUCUGUCACUUCCGCUGGGCACCAAAGCUAGUUCGAUUGAUAGUUUGGAGCAGCAGCAACACCAACAGCAACAGCAACAACAGAAUUCUCAAGCUUCACGCUUAUCGGCCAUUUCGAAGCUAGGCGGAGGCAGCGGUGGUCUCAUCGGCAGUGGCCGCUACGCUCAGUAUUCAGGACUACAGAAGCCUUCUUCGCAGCUGCAGGCCAAACAGCAACAACAGCAGGCUCCCGCACUUAAGUCGCCAAUGGGAACGAAAUCCAAGUCCUACCACAGUCUUACCUUUGCCCAGGCCGGCAAUAGUACAGGUUACGGUGGCUCCAGUAGCAACCUAUCGAAAGUACAUGGUUCUUCUGCGCUACAGCUUAAGCUAAAGCACAAUUCUAGCAACACUGAGCUGAAAAGUAACACAUCCAGGGUGCGUGCCUCGAUGCAACCGCAACAAUUACCAUCGGGUACGAGGACCGCAGCAACGGCGGCAGCAGCAGCAACAGGAGCUGGAGUAGCAGGAUCGUCCGGAGGAACCGCAGUCAUGGGGGGAAUCAUGGGACGUACCAGCUUGCCACUGGUGCGAUCGAACCAAUUCCCGCACAACAGCGGUACCACCGUUGGUGCUGUGGCUAACGCAACUGCAACACUGAACGCUACUACCACCAGCCCUCUUUCCGGUGUUCAAAUGCGCACAGCUAGCAGCAGCAGUGGAUUAGCAAAGACGUCUCGGCUCGGGCUAGUAAGACCUUCGUCCGGAUACUUCAGCUACAGCACGCACCGAAAGCACCAGGAUUCGGACAAUGAAUCCGUCAAUAGCCUCUCAUCCUCAUCCGCUAGCUCUAGAGGCAGCCUAUAUCGUGUAGAUAGUCAAAGUGUAGCGAACAAUGUACAAUCCUUUGCCACCGCGCCCACGAUCCCGUCGACAGCCGGAUCGAGACAUGGCAACAAUAGCGACGAUGUGAAUGGGAGCGCAACCGCAGCCGGUACGAAACUUAAUGGUGCCACAGGAUCAUCAUUCGGCACAGUGACGAACAGCGCGUCUACGACUGUAGCUGCAUGCAUCACGAAUUCGAAACCGUCCGGAUUACGGCCACCUUCGGCCUUAAGACCACCGUCGGUACGAAGCGGCCUGCCACGUCCUACGAGCUACAUUCGGCGAUGAAUAAGCCGUCCCAUCCCAACUCAACUUCUGCAGUAUUUCCUCAAAGCGUUGCCGUUCCAACUCGAUCCUAGCGUCUCGAUCGCACCUUAACCGGUACUUGUCAGUCUUACAAUCCGCGUGUUUGUUUUUGUUUUGUUUUUAUUCCCGGAACUGAAAGGCCAUUAAUUCGUAAUAAGAAGCGAGCUAAAGAGAAGAGGUGUCCACUCAAAUUGUAAACUAGUUUUCAAACCGUCACCGUAUUGUGUCCACAACGACCUUAUUUUACUCCUCAGUUAGAAUCGUGAUCGCGGUCUUCGAUCGCUCGUGCAAGCAAUGCGUUUCCAGUCCACAUAGGGUUUCCCUGUUCUGCAGCAUCAUUACGGUUGAUGAUGGAAGUGUAUGAAUGCUCGGGACCUUUUUUGUCUCUCUGUCACAAUCAGGCGUUUUUCGCACGUUCGUCAACCCACUAGCCAUCAUUGGUCUCCAUUAGUGGUCCAUCGGGAGCGGAUUGGUUAAAUAAGCAAACGAAACAAUAAUACUUAAGAUUAUUUAAAAUACGAAUGCCAGCAGAAAGAAUUUAUUUGGUGGCACGCCACAAAGCGUGUAGGACUCUUUUUUAUUUUAACAAUUAAACUCCUCGUUAUUCAUGUGCUUAUUAUGCGGUUCGAUCGCUCCGACACAUACUCCCUCGUACAUACAGAUUUUGUCACGUUACAUGUUAAUACUGUUAAUUCUCUCUUGUUCGGAACCCCUUUAUUCGUUUUUCCUUUCUUUUCAUUGGUUCUUUACCACAUCCGUAUUAUUUAAGCAUGCGCGUUUGUGUCUAAAAAUUUGUGAUAAUUCUUACGGAUGCUACGGUGUACGCUCCAUCAGAAGACCAUUACCUUGCCGACCUUCUAUCUCGAAGGCACGCUUUGUUUUGAACCUCGUUUCAUGGUCAUAAACGCACACUGGCAAAACAAAAUUAGCAAAGAUAAAUCAAGAAAAUAAAUCUUCUCUCUAACUUACACUAGCGCUUGAGUCAUCGCUACUGCGAAAUACUUUUUUCAAAAAUUCGCAUUCCCGAUUUCGACUUGAAUUAAAUAAAAAUACAAAUGCAUCUUUGCGAGUGGAUCGAUAAGGGAUGACUGGCGCGAGUGAAAUGUAUGAUCAAUAUUAAACGAAGAUGACGCUCGAGUAUGAUUUGCCGGUAGGAUGAGCCCGAGAAGAACCAAAUUGGAAGCCCUUUAUGACUUUCGUUUGAGUCUGUUACAAGCGUUAUCAACCAAGGAUAGGAAACGCUCCAUCCACGGUCAACAACGAGCAACGGCGAACCGAAAUUUGCAAAAAUUACAAGAGAAGAUCGGUUAAAUUGAAUCGCAAAAGACUACACGACCUAACGCAAUAGAUAGUAGCUAGUUAGUUUCAGUGUACGCGGGGUGCUUCCAGAAAGGGAAACAAUAUCAGGCCAGAGCACACGUCGCCCUUUAGCCGAUCUGCAAAUAAAGAAUCGGCAAUGGAUUAAUGUUGGCCCCGCGGCAUCUUUAUCCGGUUCUGGAAAUGAAAAUUAUACAUAUACACUUAUUUAUACAGUAAACAGAACCCUCUGUGUAGGAUGAUACGGUAAAAUGCAAACCAAAUGGUAGUUACUUUCUUCAAUUGCCACUAUCACACCAGCUUAAUGUUACACAUGAAAUGGUAAGUAACGAUUCACUGGGCGCAAGCGGUCGCGAACUAUAGUGUUCAAAUCGUUACACAUCAGCGACGCUGGAAUGAUUAAAAAAGGUGAAACACAACAGUCACGGAUCGAUUAGGAGAAAGGUGAUGCCGUGGCUUUCUGGGACCUUGCAUUCGAUUCUCCAUGAACCCAAUAUUUUUAUCACGUGUGAAAACUACAGCUGUUCAAAAAGGCUCCACCACACAUAACUACCUUUGGACAAUAAUUUAAUGAUGAAUGUUCUCAAACAGAUAAUUUUAAAAUCAUAUUGUUUGUAAAAAAGGAAAUACCAUUUAUAAGUAACUCACCUUAUAAGAAAAUAUUGAAGCAUCAAAAGGUACAGUC
This is a messenger RNA of Anopheles darlingi, 8899 nucleotides long. RefSeq names its product serine-rich adhesin for platelets-like. Bases 2722 to 6879 code for a protein of 1385 amino acids. NCBI's taxonomy places the organism in Eukaryota, Metazoa, Arthropoda, Insecta, Diptera, Culicidae. The transcript is spliced from 10 exons. The record is from RefSeq and is a predicted model, not a curated record.